UGAGGCAGGAUUAACAAAACAAAGCAUGAGAAUUUAUUUGAGAAACAGUUACCAGUAGCAGUUUAAAAUAUAUGAGUCCUAUUUAAAUUAUCAGCCACAAGGAAUGGAAAGCCAAAAUACUUAACAAGUGACGGUUAUAGACCACUGCUGGAAUUGACAAAGUUACACCAUAAGUGCAGUACAGAAACCAGGACCAGAGGACACAGCUAGAAAUUAAGUGGAGAUAGACUUUAGGACAGAGGGAAGGAGACACUUCACACAGAGAGCGUGCUGUCAAGCUUGACAUUAAAAUGAGUCUGCUGGCUCUGGUGCUUUUGAGUCUGAUGCAAGGUACCCAAACUGUUCAUGUUUCCCAAUGGCCGGAGCUGGUGACUGCAGCGGAAGGAGGGAACGUCACUCUGAAAUGCAACAUCUCCUACAUCAGCAAAAACAUCAGGCGUAGGAUAGUGUACUGGUUCAUUCCCGGGGCUGGGGAUGACGAUGACGAUAUCCCUCUCCAUCCCUCCCCUGAAUCUCAGUACCAGGGGCGAGUAGCCCUGGUGGGAGCGGAGAACACAUCCAUGCAAAUCUGUGAGCUUCAGCUCCAGGACUCCUGCAGGUAUUACUGCAUGCUGUCCUAUGUGAAUGGGGACACUCCGAACAGGACCAUCGGAGGUGGAACACAGCUCUACGUUCACGGUCCCCUUCAUUUCAACCUGACAGCUGAGAAUCCCUUUGUGCUGUACUGUGAGAUCAACGUGGGCAACUUCACAGGGCUCAGCCUGGUUUUUCAGAGAGAAGGUAGCGAGAUGGGCGAGGCGAUGACGAUCACGCCGCUGGAGAACGGAUCAUUCCUCAUAUCCCGGGAAAUCUGUGUCAAGCAAGGCACGCUGCAGGAAUACCAGUGUCUGCUGAAGCAUAGCUCUGGGGUCUUUCUACUGAAGAAAAGUCUGGAUGUGCCCCCAUUCUAUCCUGAAGAGUAUCCACAACCCAUACUCCUCUAUGCUUGUAUUCUUGUGUUCCCAUCCACAAUGCUCAUUGUUAUAUUGAUAGUAGUCCUCAUAAAAACGAAACACUGACAGAUUGCAAGGUAACUGUAAUCUAUCUAUCUAUCUAUCUAUCUAUCUAUACAUUUGCAAGGGUCAGCAACUAAGAUAUAGAUAACUAAGGAGGCUGUGUGGUCCAGUGGUUAAAGAAACGGGCUAGUAACCAGGAGGUCCCCAGUUUAAUUCCCACCUCAGCCACUGACUCAUUGUGUGACUCUGAGCAAGUCAUUUAACCCCCUUGUGCUCUGUCUUUUGGGUGAGACGUAAUUGUAAGUGACUCUGCAGUUGAUGCAUAGUUCACACAUCCUAGUCUCUGUAAGUUGCCUUGGAUAAAGGCGUCUGCUAA
Messenger RNA from Acipenser ruthenus (sterlet), 1371 nucleotides. RefSeq lists its product as uncharacterized. The record is from RefSeq and is a predicted model, not a curated record. The transcript has 6 exons. Lineage: Eukaryota; Metazoa; Chordata; Actinopteri; Acipenseriformes; Acipenseridae. The coding region runs from base 291 to 1058 and encodes 255 amino acids.